Podospora pseudocomata is the source of this 2191-nucleotide messenger RNA. RefSeq names its product Adenylosuccinate synthase (gene ADE12). The record is from RefSeq and is a predicted model, not a curated record. Gene Ontology annotation, molecular function: adenylosuccinate synthase activity; GTP binding. Gene Ontology annotation, biological process: 'de novo' AMP biosynthetic process; IMP metabolic process. The coding region runs from base 373 to 1710 and encodes 445 amino acids. The transcript has 6 exons. NCBI's taxonomy places the organism in Eukaryota, Fungi, Ascomycota, Sordariomycetes, Sordariales, Podosporaceae. Gene Ontology annotation, cellular component: cytoplasm.
UGCGAUUGCGCUGCCUGCCCCCAACCGCCAUGGCAUGUAAAUAUUCAACACAGACAGGGGGCCCGAGAACAUAUUUACCAAGGUGUCACAGUAAACCUCAAAACACCCACCGCUAUUCGAUGGCAAAACAAUUACGUCUCCAUUUACCCCGGAAUCUACUUACAGCUGCCAAGUUUUCUUGUUACCGUACGGUAAGCAUUUCCCACAUUCAGUGACUCAGGCAGACCCCACCACAAAACCCCGCGCUCAAUUCGCCUCGCCUCAAUUCAAGCUGCCAUUGAAGAAUCGCAAAAACAACGACACCUCAAGUGUUUCCCCUCUGAAUCUCCCCAACGACUGAAGCAAGCAGUGUUGCCUACGGAACGAAUCACCAUGCCGACUACCAUUAUUCUUGGUUCCCAAUGGGGUGACGAGGGCAAGGGCAAGCUCAGCGAUAUCCUUUGCCAGAAGGCCCAGAUCUGCGCCCGCGCUGCUGGAGGUCACAAUGCUGGUCAUUCAGUUGUAUACCUCUAUGCCCCUGACUACUACUACUACUACUACUAUCCGACGACGCGCGAAUUGACACUUGUGUUUUCUGCCAACAGCUUCCACUUGCUCCCAUCAGGCUUGAUCAACCCCAACUGCGAGAACCUCAUCGGCUCCGGCGUCGUCGUCAACGUCGAGGCUUUCUUCAAGGAGCUCAAUGCGCUCGAGGAGAAGGGUCUGAAGCACGUCCGCGAGAAGAUCCUCAUCAGCGACCGCGCCCAUGUCAACCUCACACUCCACGCCGCCGUCGACAGGGCGGAGGAGGCUCAAUUAGAAGGAAACAAGAAGAUUGGCACCACCGGCCGCGGCAUCGGCCCAUCAUACGCCACCAAGGCCAGCCGGAAGGGUAUCAGGGUUCACGAGAUCUUCAAGGAGGCCGUCUUUGAGAAGAAGCUGCGCACUCUGGCCGAGGGGUAUAAGAAGCAGUUUGGCGAGCUUUUCGAGUACGACGUUGAGGAGGAGAUUGCCCGCUUCCGCGAGUACAGGAAACUGCUUCCCAACUUCGUCUGCGACGGCCCCAACUUCAUUGAUCAGGCCCAGAAGAGCGGACGGGACCUCUUGAUUGAGGGUGCCAAUGCCCUGAUGUUGGAUAUUGACUAUGGCACCUACCCCUACGUCACUAGCAGCAAUACUGGUUUCGGUGGUGCCGUUACUGGUCUUGCGCUCGACUACAAGCAGAUAAAGGAGGUUAUUGGUGUCGUAAAAGCUUACACCACCAGAGUUGGUGGUGGUCCCUUUAAGACCGAAGACCUCGGUGAGGCCGGCACCAAGCUCCAGGAGAUUGGCCGUGAAUGGGGUGUUUCUACUGGCAGGAGACGUAGGUGCGGCUGGCUCGACCUUGUCGUGCUGAAGUACUCUCAGCUCAUCAACAACUACACAUCGUGGAACUUGACCAAGCUCGACAUCUUGGACACAUUCCCUACCAUCAAGGUUGCUGUCGCCUACAAGGACAAGGAGACCGGCGAGGUCAUCGAGCACUUCCCCGCCGACCUCGACUACCUUGACACUCUCGAGGUUGUCUACAAGGAGUUUGAGGGCUGGCAAACACCCAUCACCUCGGUCAAGACCUUUGACGCCCUUCCCGCGCAAGCACAGGCGUACGUCAAGUUCAUUGAGGAGUUCACUGGUAUCCCCGUGAAGUGGAUCGGUACUGGCCCUGCGCGCGACGACAUGAUUUAUCUUUAAGCAAGCAAAGCAAAAUGUCUGCUUCGGCGAGAGUUUGCGGAAUGUUUGGAGAGGGUGUUAGACUCAUAGAUUCCCCUUUUCUUUCUGGCUUUUCUUUUUUUGUAAAGAGAGAGGAAGGGAAGGGAGGGUUUUGCAAAAAGAAAAAUGAUGGGAGGCAACGGCGUCCCCCCCCCUUUUUUUUUUUCCUGUUUGUUUACUGUUACAUACCUAGGGUACAUAACCUUACCUUACCUUAUAAAGUCAUGGCGUCCCUGCGGAAACUGUUUGGGGUGGCGAGAGGCUUUUAGAUAUCCUUUAAAAAAAUACCCUGGUUUAGAUUGAUGAUGGUCUUGGUUGGCUUUUUGGUGGUUGUGUUGUAUGCUUGUGAUAUACGAUUUAAGCUCGAGAACAGAUGACCACGGAACAUUUUUUUUGGUGACUCACACACACGGUAGAUAUUCUCGUAUUUCGUCUUUUUAACACACGUAGUUGGUAUGCCACA